UUACAUAAGCAUACUUAACCCAAUUAAUAUAGGAUAGGUUUCCAAAACAAUACAUUUCGAUUGAAAAAAAACAAAACUCUUGCCGUCUCAACACUCUCGCCGUUUCAAACUUCUCGAAUCUCACUCGUCUCCGCCUCUCGAAUCUCUCUCUCAUCUCCAUAUCUCUCGAUCUCCGACGAAAACCCAUCUCCAGAACUCUCUCUCUCUCGAUCUUUUACGCGAGCUCUCUCUAUUCUCCGAGAAAAACCAUUUCUAGAGCUCUAUCUCUUGAAGGUAUGUUGCAGAUUCAACCUUAUGUGUGUUUUCUUUCUGAGAGAUUGGUCUCCUGGUUUUUGCUUGUGUAUAGACUUGCUCGUUUUAACCUAAUAUGAUUCGUAGAAUUCUAGUUCAUGUGAAAGCAUGUGUAUAGACUUCGGGAAGGAUUUGUAUUUUUUUCAGGAAACCCUUCCUGAAAAUUGGAUUUUAAUUAAUUUAGACAAAUAAAAUUUUUCUUGUUUACGCAGGAUAGAAACAAGAUGGGAGAUCCAUUACCAUUAAGACUAGCACUGCCUGAGCUGAGGUAUCCGAUUGGAUCAGAGCCAGAGAAGACGAUAUCGAUAAACCAACACUCGAUAGUUGCUUAUAUCAAAACUGUUAAGGAAAUUCUAGGAAAUGAUGAGUUCAACAGAAUAAGAGGGACGUUUUUGGGACCGGUGAUCAAGCUUGGAGAGAGGUCUUUGAAAUUAUCAGCUAAGAUAGUGCACGCAGUUCUCACCAAAAGCAUCAAGACAGUGAAGAGACACGAAGCAUGGUUCCAUUUUGGUGCUCAGCCAAUGAGGUUCUCUAUAAGAGAAUUCCACAUGGUGACUGGUUUGAAAUGUAGUGGUGAAGCAAGAGAACCACGAGAGGGAACCGAGAAAUUUAAGUGGGACUUCCUAAAAGGGCGUACUCAUACAGUAAAGGACGUGGAGAAGCAGCUCAGAAACACAAGAGAAGAUGCUUCUGAUGAGAGAUUCUGCCUUGCAAUGCUCCUCCUGAUUGAGAGCAUACUACUACAGAAGAGCCUUCUCGACGGUGGCACAACUUUUACUUUGGAUUAUGUGAAAAUAGCGCAGGAUAUGGAUGUCUUGAUGACAUACCCAUGGGGGAGAACAGCUUAUAAUUUGCUGUUAAAAUCACUUCAGAGAGCUGUCGACAAAAGCCUCGACAAAAACAAUUAUGAUUUGCAAGGGUUCCCUAUGGCAUUUCUUAUAUGGAUACUUGAGUCAGUACCUUUGCUACAGUAUGCAUUCAGUCAAGUUGUUCCUAUUCUGAGCGUUCAACCGUCUACCCCAAUAUUUUUGUGUGAGAAGUACCUUCAAAUAGCUUCUCCACAGCUGAUAGAUGUUCUCCUAAUUGAAAUCAAAGAUCAUGUAAGUUUUUACAUUAUUUUUUUCUUGUUUCUGUUUUGCCUUAUGAUUCUCCAUUUAAAAGCUAAUUAUUUUUAUGGUUUCAGCUUAAGGUCACAUGCAUCCUACCUCCUAUUUCUAAUGAUCCAGAAGAUGAUGUUUGCAUGGGAGACGAAGCUAAUAAAGAUCUGGAUGACAUGGCCGAUUUAUCCAAGAGAGGUUAUAAGUUUAAAAUUAGAGAUUGGCGAAACAUGUCAGUAGACCUAUACGGUGCUAAUGAAGAAAUAAGAAGAGCAUCUUUACUGUUUGGGAAUGGAGGGAUGAGUCAAGCUUCUACUUCGUAUCAGGAGGAGUCUUUGGAAUCAAAGAUCAACAGAAUCAGCGAGAUGGUGGGAGAUAAUUUAAGGAUCAUGAACGAUCGUUUGUGUUUGAUUGAAAAAGACAGGAAACAGAUUAAAGAACGUGUGACAAACCUAGAGAAACUACAAAGAGUUACUUCAUAUGAAACUCCAAACAAUGAGACUGACACAACUCCAUUUCAUGAGACGGCUUCCAGACAAGGUGAAGCCAAUGCAGAUCAAGCAGAUGAACAACUUAACAAUGAGGAUACACGAGAGCCUAUGAAUGAGAUCACGAAAGAGACACCUGGUUCUCCAAUAGCUCAACAGAAUAUUGAGACUCCAGUCCUUACUCCAAUUCAGACGCAGCAGGAGACUCACGAGCUUAUGAAUGAGAUCAUUUCACCAAACAUUUCCGACACACAGCCAAAUACCCGAGCUCGCAGAAAUCUUUUAACAGAGCAAAAUAAGGAUGUAGAAAGCAGAGUUCAAAAUCCCUUUGAGAUCGGAGCAAAUGUGGAGAUUUCAUCACAAGAUGACAAUACUUGUCAUAAAUGGUAUCCAGGAAAUGUGUUGGCAACAUAUUUGGUUGAUGGGGUUGAGAUGGUGAAAGUUGAGUACUUCGUCCCGUCUCUGGACGAAAAGAAGAGGAAAAGGAGUGUUGAGACACGUGUAUCAAUUGACAGAAUACGUCCUCAACCACCACCUGAGAGAUCUGGAGCGAAGAAAAGUUAUGAGCUAAUGCAGGACGUGGAGGCGUUCGACAAUGGUGCCUGGUGCGCUGGAAAAGUUAAAGUCAUUUUGUUUGAUGGCUCGUGUUUUGUCUCUUUGAACAAUUCUAAAGAACAAAUUUACUUCCACCAUUCUGAGAUGCGAAAACCAAGAAAAUGGGUAGAUGGUGUUUGGGAGAUGACAAAAAAGAUGGAAGAAGAGCAGACGCAGAGUGUGAAUCCAAGUGAAGGAGAUGGUGAUAAAAAGGGGAAGGCGAAGGCUGUCGCUUGUAAGAAAAAUGAAGCAGCUGGUCCAUCAGAAGAUGGUGUUGGGAAAAUGGCAAAAGAGAUGGAAGUAAAGCAGGGUAAGAGUGUGAAACCAAGUCAAGACGAUCAUGCAAAAAAGGGGAAGCCACAUGUUGGUAAGAAGAAGAAAGCAAAUGCUCAGCCAGUAGAUUUGCUUCCUUUUCUACAGCGAGAAGAGAAGAGGCCAAUACGACCUAGAAACCCUCCUAUACCUGUAACACCUGAGGUAAUCCUUCCAAUUGAUCCAUUUGUGACACCUGAAUUUCCUCGGUUUUCAAGGCUUGCACACUGGAUGGAUCUACGGGGCAUAUAUCGUGUACCGUUUUAUAUCAAUGGAAAAGAAAUUGAAAAAGAGUUCUUUCAAAAAAUGGACGAUGCAGAAAACAAUCUCAACAAAGAGGUAAUCAACACUCUGUUCUGUCUUCUAUUUGAUUGUGUGAUAUGUUUAGGAAGAGGUUGAGUUGAGCUAUGCUAGAUGUCCAUGUUAUAGCAGUUCUAUAUGAAGUUUCUAACUAUAUUGUUACAUUGGCAGCACAUAAAUGUUGCAUUUGAAAUGCUAAAUUGUAAGAGGGUUGAGCAAGGUGCUUGGUUCCGCAACAACAAUCUUCCACCAGCAUGCUUUGUACCAGUCAAAUUCUUAGAAGUGGUUGGGUACGCUUAUGAAUCUGUCAGGAAGCCACAUAAGAAAAAAAAAAGUUAUUGGAGGGCUGUGUAGGCGAACUUGUGAAAGGUUUAAUACAUCCAAAGAAGGUAUGGCUGGAAGAUGUUGAUGUUAUAUAUGGUGUCAUUGAAGAUAAGUUGAGCUGUCACUAUAUUGGGGUGGAGAUACAAUUGAUGGACAACACAAUCACACUCUUCCAUUGUGGUCUUCCAAAAGCAAAUAUCAAACGUGCUCUUAAUCAAAUCCAAGAACUGGCAGGUAAAAAUAUUAGCUAAUUUAGAAAAUAAAAGUUUGUCACUUGCUGCUUGUGAUUGUGAUGCAUUUUUACAUAUUCAUUUUGUUGUCUGUUGGUGAUUGAUUUAUUGUAUAAUUUUGGGUAUUUAUGACAGUGUUGAUUAGUGCCAUAAAGAUGGAACUUCUUGGUGAAGAGGUUAAUUUCGAAGAUAUCAGUCCAUUUGAAGUUAAGUUUGCAGAAGGGCUUCCAAAGACAAAAUUUCCAUACAACUGUGGUAUUUUUGUUGUGAAGAUGCUGGAAUGCAGGUCACUGGGAUUGAAGAGCAUGGCUAAUAUAAAUGAUGAAACUGCGAUGGACUUACGAAGCAAGCUAUGUUGUGAGAUCUUCGACCAGUUUAUGGAUAAAGAUUUCCAGGAAGGUCAAAGGAAGUGAAAAUGUCAUAUUUGUUCUGUUUUCUACACUGUUUUUCUACUUUGAUAUUAAUUAUCCCUAACGUUUAAGUUUAAGUUUGUAAUGAAUUAUCCCUAACGUUUUUUUCAUUUAGAUUGUUAUUGAAAAAUUUUUAGGAUGUAUUGAUGAAUUGUCAAAUGCUUAUGGUACUUUUAGGAUGGGUUUCCAGAAAAAGAGUGAGAAAGCAAAAUGCACCAAAGCCUAGCAUAUUCCUUUAAAGUUUACAAAAAAAAUGAAAAAGAAAGUGAUCCGAUGUUGAUUGAACUCGUGAACUCUCGAAAGAUGAAUCAAAGUGUGCAGCCGCUGUGCCAAGGGUGUUAUACUUGCCAAAAGAUAUAAUAAAACGAUAAUAACUUGUAACUUUUGAAUAUUUAAUUAAAAACAGAAAAAAGUGAAAAUAUACACAACGGGAUCGAACACGGCUUAUUGUGUGAUAAGGGUACACUAAGAGUAGAAGGGCUUGCCACUAGGCUAUGGUGGAUAUUCGAUAUCAGAGUAAAUGUGAACUUAUUUAUUCACAGACGAUAGAUUUAUAUGAUCUGGAUAUCAUUUUAAGUAUUCAGGAUAGCUUUCCAAAAACAAAUUCCUUUAAAGUUUACAAAAAAAAAAUGAAAAAGAAUGUGAUCUGAUGUUGAUUGAACUCGUGAACUCUCGAUAGAUUAAUCCAAGUGUGCAGCCGUUGUACCAAGGGUCUUAUACUUGCCAAAAGCUACAAUAAAACGAAAAUAACGUUUGAAUAUUUAAUUAAAAACAAAAAAAAAUGUGAGUAUACACAACGGGGAUCGAACACGACUUAUUGUGUGAUAAGGGUACACUAAGAGUAGAAGGGCUUGCCACUAGGCUACGUUGGAUAUUCGAUAACAGAGUAAAUGUGAACUCAUUUAUUCACAGACGAUAGAUUUAUAUAAUCUGGAUAUCAUUUUAUGUAUUCAGGAUGGCUUUCCAAAAACAAAUAAGCAAAUCAGAUAACCAAGUUAUAAGAACACUAGGCCAAACCAUUACAAAAUAGUGAAAAACAUUGAACAAGUUUUUUAUUUAGGUUGUUAAUUGAAGAAACAACACAAGAGAAACAAAAGUGCUUAUUCAUUUAAAAUAAAAACUGAAAAUCAAACAUAAUGUGGUCCUUAAAAACAUAAAAAGAGAAGACGAUAACAUGAAAUUACUCAUGAUGGAGCCAACUUUCGCCAAGUUUAUCCCAAUCAGGGACUUUGACCUUCACAUCAGCAAGCAUUCCUUCCGCUUCCGAGUGCUCUUCUUUGAGUUUCUCCAACUCAGCAGUUAAAUCAAAUUUUCCAUCAGCUUUGAUAAUAUCUUCAAGCAACUCGAUUUGGACAGCAAUUGAAUUUGCUUUGCUGGAUGCAAGAUUCCAAUCAUUCUCAGAUAGCCUGUAUUCGUUGGACAAACGAAGAAGAGCCCUGUAAUGUUCCACAGUUUCCUUCUUCCCCUUCUUGAAACCUUCGGCGGCAUCACAUCCGUAAACCUCCUCUAUGGGACGCUUCAUCAUCUUCUUUGAACUUCCUUCCAUUGAAACUUUGUCCUGCAACAAAAUCGAAACUAAGAUGUUACGAUAAAAUAGAAAUAGAAAAAAGUUCAUGAAUUGAAUGGAAAAUGAGAAAAAUCGAAAACUAACUUGUAUUGCAAAAGGAUAUAUCAAGCGAAAUGAAGUGAGUGAAUAAAAGGUCUGAUAUCGUCCCUUAUAUUUAUAGAACAAAAAGGAACUCUUCGAUUAUUGAAGUCAGUUAAAAUAAACUCUUGAUUAUUGUGGAACUCUUCGAUUAUUGAAGUCAGUUACUGAAAUAACCAAUCAUAUAACACCCAAUCUUGACGAAAAGAAACUCUUCGGUUACUGAGUUACAUGAUGUCGUUUGGAAGAGACUCUUCGAUUCCUGAGAUAUAUGUUUGAA
Molecule: messenger RNA, 5971 nt
Organism: Brassica rapa (field mustard)
Lineage: Eukaryota; Viridiplantae; Streptophyta; Magnoliopsida; Brassicales; Brassicaceae
Source: RefSeq, a predicted model, not a curated record